Molecule: messenger RNA, 908 nt
Organism: Chelmon rostratus (copperband butterflyfish)
Lineage: Eukaryota; Metazoa; Chordata; Actinopteri; Chaetodontiformes; Chaetodontidae
Gene: saxo4
Product: protein phosphatase 1, regulatory subunit 32
Exons: 10
Molecular function (GO): phosphatase binding
Source: RefSeq, a predicted model, not a curated record
AUGAACUUCUCUUCUUACCUCGGACAUCCCAGUCGGACUGGCUUCACAGCAAACCAGAGACCAGCCAUAUAUUACAGGCCCAGCCAGGACCACACUGACAACCCUCAGUUUGGGCUGCUGUUAUCUGAUAAUUUCAUGUCUCAAACUAAACGACACUACCAGCCUCACAUCCGGCCUGACUGUUCUUUGCCAAACGUCAUUAACAAACCCAGACAGAGCGGCUUCCAUCAGCUGAGGAGUCAUCUGAAAACAGUGACUGCAGAGGAGAAGACUGAAUACCAAAGGUUGUUUGUGCCACAUCGUCUGACGCCAACAGUUUCCCAGAACCACGUGACUGUGGGUCCAAAACAGGAGAGCGGUUUCACCGAGGGAACAGUCCUUCAACUGAACACAUUUCAGGAGAGGAAAAGCUGCACGGUUGAACCUCGCCAGACUCACAGCUCCGUGAUGAAAAGUGACUUCCUGCCGCCGUCAUUUCUGCAGGGCACCGAGGCGAGACCGAUCCUGUGCAGUUUUUCCUCGCGAGAAACAGGAUUCACUCGAGGUGCCGUCGCUCCAUUGGCCUGCCCGACCUCCCUUCUGUCAUCACCCCCAAAUAAAAGUAAUGCACCAACUGAGAGGACCAUUGGAAAAAAGGAGCCAACAGGGUUUCUUCUCAAUGCACCAAAUAACCAGGCUUUCCCGAACACACCUUUCGACUGUUCGCACUUCAUCACACAUUAUAAGAGCACGUAAGUGUGUGAUGAUGAAAAGCUGAAAUCUGGCCACACCCGUGCAGGAAUGAUCGGCGCAAAAAGGGACAGCGGCUACAGUCGUCGAGACGUGGACAGGUUUAUCUUCAGGGGCUAGACCUUCGCACACCUGUUAUGGUGCGUGCAAACAUUGGGGUUUUCUUGUCAACUCAUGAC